Arachis duranensis is the source of this 450-nucleotide messenger RNA. Its product is annotated as proline transporter 1-like. The record is from RefSeq and is a predicted model, not a curated record. Gene Ontology annotation, cellular component: plasma membrane. NCBI's taxonomy places the organism in Eukaryota, Viridiplantae, Streptophyta, Magnoliopsida, Fabales, Fabaceae. The annotation marks the transcript as partial. The transcript is spliced from 3 exons.
AAUACUCUUGUUGCUAUGCUCCAUGAGUAUGGGGGGAGAAGGCACAUCAGAUAUAGAGAUCUUGCUGGAUUCAUAUACGGAAGAUGGGCGUAUACUCUUACAUGGGCUCUACAAUACGUCAAUCUUUUCAUGAUCAAUACUGGCUACAUCAUUUUGGCCGGUUCAGCCUUGAAAGCUACUUAUCUUUUAUUCUGGGAUGAUCACACAAUGAAACUUCCAUAUCUUGUUGCCAUAGCUGGCUUUGUGUGUGCACUGUUUGCCAUUGGAAUCCCUACUCUUUCAGCUCUUGGAGUUUGGCUGGGUUUUUCAACUCUCUUGUGUCUAGCUUAUAUUGUUAUAUCAUUUGUGUUAUAUCAAGUAGUGCCAUUUCUAAAAAAAUAUGCAUUUUGUGGAACCAAACUCUCACUAGCAAAGUUACAAUCACUUGGAGGACAUCAAAAAUCCAGAUAA